UUUCUUUCCCAUGAUACUGAUAGUUGGUGUAGGUUAGUUUAGUAUCAGUAGAUAUAGGGUUAUGAUUGAGUAUAGUGCUAGAAGAAAGGUUUGUAACUAGCUUAUUAGAUAUUUCCUCAUUCACAUCAUGACCAAAAUUACUAAUUAUGUAGGUACUUGUAUCAACACUUGUAUGACUACUUUUUUUUAAAUUAAGCACUUUGUAAUUAAUAUACUGGUUAGUUCCAUGUGUUUCUUUUUCUGUUUUUAUAUGGUCCAGUCUUGGAAUGCUAUCAACAAGUACAUUAUUUUGGGGGUUACCACAGUUAUAAUCAAUAACUUGGAGAUGCUUACAGGUACUAUUAGUUCUUAAUUAUAACCAUCACAACUUACACUGAUGUCAUAACAGGUACCUACACUGCUUUGUGCUUUAUUCACACCAUAAUCAGUAUAUUGACUAGCACUGUGUAUGGGUAAUGCUGUAUCAGCAUGGGCGUUGUUUAAGUAAGUAUCAGCAUGUACACUAUUAAACACUUUAUAAUUAAUACACUGACUGUUAUUCUGAACAGGCAGUUCUGUGUCAGCAUAACAAGGGUUUUCUACUGUAUUAGGAACAACACACGUGGGGUGAACAUCAGGUUUGUACUUGGGAACAUGUCUAUCUAUCCCUUCUGGCCUGUCCUAGGUAUUAGCUGCUGUAUCUACUGGCAUUCCACUAAAUCUGUUGCUAGUGGGUACAUUGGUGUUUUGGGUGGGGGAGUCUUGACGGUUUCGUUUCUGUGGUGGUAGUGUAUUCUUUUCAACAGUUGGAGUGGACAUGUAUCCGGAUGGUGGUCUAGAAUAAACUUUAUCUGGGAAUAUCUCCUCACCAUCGAUGAAAAGACGGUCGACUUUUAAAAAUGCUCUCCUAUUGUUUCUCCUGGCUUGUUUAUAAAUAGGAUACAACUGUUUUCUUCACUCUGAGAUUUCCUGUGGAUACUGUUCACUUAUGCCAAAUGGUUUUCCUGCUAGUUUUUUGGCAGCCUAUAAGAUUCUGUCUUUGUCUUGGAGUCUGAAAAAAAGGGCCACUAUUGUCCUUGGUUUAUGCUGUGCAUCACGGAAAGUACCUAGCCUGUGGGUUACCUGUACAGGAGCAUCAGUUAUGUCUAUCUCUUUCUCUAGAAAUGUUCCAAGUGCUGCUUCAGUGUCCUCAUUUUGUCCACCGUCUGGCACUCCAUAGAACAAGAGGUUGAACCUCGUGGUCCUGUGCUGCAGGUAAAAUAUCUCAUCGUGUGCCUUGUCAUAUUCCAUUUGUGUUUCACUCAAACUCUUGGAAAGAUAGUGAAUGUCUUCAUGUGCAGUGCUCAUGUUUUCUGAGAGACCAUCUACUGUUUUCUUGAGGUGGUUAAUUUCAGAGUUCAUGUUAUCGUAGGUGUUACUUAUAAAGUGGCAGCUGUCUUCUACUUUAGAUAUUCGCUCAUGAGCCGUUUUGACACUAGUAGUCAACUGAGAGAGCGUGUUCUCGAUUGUGCACACUUUGAUGUCGAUGCUUUCUAAUCUUUCAGUUCGUUUGUGAAUAUCACCGACAGUCAGGUUUAGCCGUGAAAUCUGAUCGCAUAAAGUCUUAGCCUACAAGGGUGGACUGACGGAACCACUUGACUGCAUGUCUACACUGUUUUGAGAAAGCGUUGUAUACAUUUGUUGUUGUUGUUCAGGUGGUAAUGGCGGACAAGACAAUGGCGGACCUGGAUUAUAUUGCGAUUGAAGCAUUCCGUUUGUGGGGCCUAACAAGUGAAUAUUGGAGUUUCCAAACUCAGGCGAUUUAGUAAUAUCAACAUAGUUCGUAUGUACAGCUAAUUGUGGAUUUAAACUCAUUAGAUCGACUUGUUAUUAGCUGAUUUACCUGCAACUUCUUGCCCCGAAAAUUUUCGUGUCCUCCAUCUUGUCACGUGAUCGUAAUCUGUAGACUCUUAAUGGUACACGACCAAGUUCAGCAGAAAUCACCCAAGCUACAGAAGUAUAAGACAAAGGGAAAGGGCAUGUAAGUUUGACACGCUCGUUUCACCACCUGGAGACAGUUGGAGGAUACUCGCACCUUGAAGUACCAUGAGAAAAGGUAUAAUUACUUUGUGCAUGAGAAAAGAAACCCAGAUGCGAUGUUUGUUCAAACUUACGGCGUACCUGGCAGUUUGCUAUGUUGUCUUUUCAAUCAUUUCGACAUUGUCGCCGUGGUCACUGACGUCGCGGCAAGUUGAAGUGGAACGUGGGCGACCAGUUGUCGGUCACCUGCAGGUGAUCAGAGGAUCACCCCGCGGGCGAGAUCGGCUCCGCCCUGCUAAACACAACUUCAGUGCCAUUCAUUCACUUCUUGUUACAAAUGAUAAACAUUCCAGUCCGGGACGCACUGACGUCUUAAAUAUGAGGGACAACGUCGAAGAGAAAAAUAUGCAUUCAAAGACUACAACCAGUGAGAAAAAAUCCAACAUUUCUGUGAAUAAUUCAAAGUCCAGUAUUUCCAAUAACGAUCAACAGUCCAGUAUAUCAAAGUCAAGUACUUCCACGAACAGUUCAGAACACAGUAUUCCCACAAACAGUCUAAAGUCCAGUAUUUCCACGAAUAACCUAAAGUCCAGUGUGUCCACGAACAUCACAGAGUUGAAUAUUGUUAAGAAAAUCCCGACUCACAGCAUCUCAAUAAACUUCAUCGGGCGGCUAGGCAACCUGAUGUUUCAAUACGCAUCUCUGUACGGAAUCGCCAGGAAGAAUUCUCUGAGACCCUUGAUUCCAUCCCAACUGAUCAUCGACAAACUGUUCCACCUGGACGCCUACAGAGUGUCCAGUGGCUACGGAAGACAUUCUGGUGACAGAAAAUACGCGGAACAGAAAGGCUGCACGUUCGAAAGACAGGCCCUGGAACUGGGUCCCGACAGAGACGUAUUCCUCAGUGGCUACUUUCAGUCGUGGAAGUACUUCAAGGACGUGGAACGUGACGUCAGGAAGCAGUUCACGUUUAAUGACGCAUUAAGAGCAGCGGCAGACGACCAGGUCAAACGACUGACGGACAAUGCGGACAGGUCUGGGUUUGUGCUGGUCGGUGUGCACGUCAGACGCGGAGACAUGGUCCAAAACAAGGGGUUCGUAGACUACGGCUACAUAGCCGCUGACGAGCUCUAUCUAAACAAGGCGAUGGAUUACUUUGAAGGCAGAUAUCCCAACCUCAAGUUCCUGGUCGUGUCAGACGAUAUUGGCUGGUGUAAACAGGUUUUAGAUAAACGCGACAACCACCAAAACGUGUUGUAUGGCCCCGCCGACAAUGCACCGGAAGUGGAUAUGGCGCUGUUGACCAGAUGUAACCACACCGUGAUGACGGUCGGUAGUUUUGGUUGGUGGUCCGCGUGGUUAGCAGGUGGUGACGUUAUUUACUACAAAGGAUACCCCAGACCCAAAAGUAGACUAUUUAGACUUCUAAAGCCCGAAGAUUAUAGGUACCCGCACUGGAUUGGAAUGUAGCCAUUGUAUUUGUAUUCACAGAUUGGGUGCGAGGGUGGGAUGGGGGAAAUAGAGGUGGGAUCUCGGCCUACUGUCGACGGGUCGGAAUGAAUGAAUGAAUGAAUGUUUUAUUUAACGGCGCACAAAACGGUUAUAGUGGUGACGGGUCGGGAUUGAUACAAAACGAAAAGAGUAUACAUUGUAUUUUAUAAGUGCCUUUCUUGUCUUGCAGAGGAAUACCCCAGUUUUUGUUGUAGUUUUUUGUUUUUUGGUAGGCUAAUAUAUACACCCAUGGAUAUUUUCA
Gigantopelta aegis is the source of this 3751-nucleotide messenger RNA. Its product is annotated as galactoside alpha-(1,2)-fucosyltransferase 2-like. Gene Ontology annotation, biological process: carbohydrate metabolic process. Gene Ontology annotation, cellular component: membrane. Lineage: Eukaryota; Metazoa; Mollusca; Gastropoda; Neomphalida; Peltospiridae. The transcript has 3 exons. The record is from RefSeq and is a predicted model, not a curated record. Bases 2065 to 3468 code for a protein of 467 amino acids. Gene Ontology annotation, molecular function: galactoside 2-alpha-L-fucosyltransferase activity.